CCAAAUGUGUAAUUUACUGUACUGACAGCUAUUCCAUACAACCAUCGUCAUGUAUAUUCUUGCCUCAACUCCAACCCAUCUAUACAUAUUAUCUCCUAUGAAAUAUAUCUCCCCACUAUUACUUUAUCAUCGUGCUAUUCUAUCUCAUUUCGGUUUAAUAAACGGUCGUGUCCCUCUUGUUGCUAAGAAGUAUGGCAUAGAAUAUGAUCAGUCAUCUUCCAAAAACCCAUCCUGAGGGAUGCUCCGCAAGCGAACUUGUUGGAAUGCAUCAAUUUUUUAUCUCGGGCACACUGGAGCAUCGCGGCAAUAGCACGCACAGAGUCCCCUCAAUCGAUCGCACUGGACCAAGCGGUUCCCCAGAGAGAACUUUGCCUAGCCACGGAGUCACUAUGAGGGUCCAUCUCUACGCACAACAGUAAUGGUUUCCAUCUGCUCUUUGUAAAGAAGAAGAAAACAAAAGCAAAUAGCAAAAAAAUAUUUUUUGUCUUUUAUCCCCAAACCCCUGAGCUGGGUCCCAAUUAAUCAAAUCAUCAUCAGACAAAGACGUUUUUGGUAAACAUUUCAGCAUUGCUUGUCAAUAAUGGAAACGAGAAUAAAGAUUAUACUAAGGCAAUAAAAGGACUGUAAUGAGUGGUUGACUAUCAAAGGGUGAUUAUGAAAAGAUUCCAUUCCUGCGUUAAAAAUAUUACAUGUUAGAAUCUUGAGUGGUUUGGGUUCAUAUGUUGGUGCACACAAUACUUACUUGGACUUUGUAACAAACGUCUUAUUCAACAAAUGCAACGUCCUG
Messenger RNA from Umbelopsis ramanniana AG, 787 nucleotides. RefSeq lists its product as uncharacterized. The transcript has a single exon. NCBI's taxonomy places the organism in Eukaryota, Fungi, Mucoromycota, Umbelopsidomycetes, Umbelopsidales, Umbelopsidaceae. The record is from RefSeq and is a predicted model, not a curated record. Bases 204 to 419 code for a protein of 71 amino acids.